AUGGGACAAUGCUAUAGCAAGAAAUCUGUGGUCCCAGAGUCUGACACCCCAGAGAGAAGCAGCAUGACGUCUGGAAGUUUAGAGUCAGAUACACAACAAGAAAACAAAGUAUCGAAAGUGUCCCUGGAUACUGGACAGAUGGCGUUUACCUUGGCCCAACUUGAGUCAUUGGAGACUUGUCUGAAAGAAGCAGAAGAAAAGGCUAAAGCUUUAUCUGAACAGCUUUCAGUCUCUGAAGGAACAAAGUCAAAACUGCUUGAACAAGUAUCCCGGCUGGAGGAAAAACUGGAGGCUGUUGUGGACCACAAGGAAGCCAGUGGGGAACCAUAUGAAAAAAUGGUUCUUGUGAAAAACCAGUGCAUCCAGAAAUUGCAAGCUGAAGUAAAAGCUUCCCAGGAGCAACUUACAGCCCAGAAACUAAAGCAUGAAAAGAAAGUGAAAAAGCUACAAACUGAUUUGGCAACAGCUAAGCAAGAGGCUGCCAUCACAGUUCUGGAACUCAAUGAGAAGAUAAAGACUCUAUGUGAAGGAAAGCCAGCCCCUAGAGAAGACAGCUCGCUGGAAGGGUUCUGUGGAGGUCUCCCACCUGUGGAAGAAGGUGAUAGAAAAAUUAGCCUGAUAAUGGAACUGUCGACCCAGGUUUCCCUUCAGACUGAGAGGAUCACUCAGCUGAAAGAAGUUUUGGAGGAAAAGGAAAGGAAGAUUCAGCAGCUGGAAGCUGAGCGGAGUCCCCAUCCUCCCCAAGAGGUCAAGGACCCUCCAGGAUGUUUACCAGAAGCCCCAGUUUUCUCUACUGAUGACGUCCCUCCUGUGGUCUCUGAUGAGAAUUUGUAAAGAUUCCCAGUAAGAAAACAAUAAAAGUUUAUUAAGUGUCAUCCA
Messenger RNA from Cercocebus atys (sooty mangabey), 879 nucleotides. RefSeq lists its product as uncharacterized. The coding region runs from base 1 to 834 and encodes 277 amino acids. The record is from RefSeq and is a predicted model, not a curated record. Lineage: Eukaryota; Metazoa; Chordata; Mammalia; Primates; Cercopithecidae. The transcript has 7 exons.